Messenger RNA from Rhizophagus irregularis DAOM 181602=DAOM 197198, 645 nucleotides. The record is from RefSeq and is a predicted model, not a curated record. NCBI's taxonomy places the organism in Eukaryota, Fungi, Glomeromycota, Glomeromycetes, Glomerales, Glomeraceae.
AUGGGAUUAUGUGGGGAAGUUGACAAUGAAGAUGAAACAAAAAUUUAUGGAGUGUUACCUUAUGUAGCUCCUGAAGUGUUAAAUGAAAAACCUUAUACUCGAGCAGCAGAUAUAUACAGCUUUGGCAUGGUUAUGUAUUUUGUAGCAACUGGAAGACAACCCUUUGCUGACUGUGAUCAUGAUAAAAAUUUGGCAUUUAGUAUAUGUAAUGGAACUAGACCUGUAAUAUAUGAGUCAGAAGCAUCAAAAUGCUACAUAGACCUAAUGAAAAAAUGCUGGGAUUCAAAUCCAGACAAUAGACCAAGUGCUAAUGAAAUACGUGAACUGAUUGAGUUAUAUCAACAUUCAUAUACUAUGGAUGCACUUACAUUUAAACGAAUCAGGUCGAUCAAAAAAGAACAACAACAUUAUGAAAUUAGAAGUCAAUUCAAAGAAGCAGAAGAAUACAGAAAAAAAAAUCUUUUAACAUUUGAAAGCAGAAAAUCAAUUAAUAAUGUAAAAGCUGAUUAUACAUCUCAGUUACUUAAUCCUCUAGUUCCAGAUAAUAAUAAUGAAUUUAGUGAUAAUAAUGCAGUGGGAGAUUUAUUCUUGAAACAUGUAGAACAUCCAAAAAAUAAUAAUAACGAAUUUAGUGAUGAUAUUGCA